AUGACUAAGUUCAGUGUGUGUAAUGAAUCUGACACAUAUGUUGUGAACCUGGCAGAAAAGACUUGUGCUUGUCGUAAAUGGGACCUAUCAGGUAUACCUUGUGCACAUGCUAUUGUGUGCAUAUGGUACAAUGGCUUGGUUGUUGAAAACUAUGUCUCAUCUUACUAUAGAAAAUCACAGUGCCUUGCAACUUAUGCUCAUAUUGUGCUGCCAUCAAAUGGACCAAGAUUGUGGCCAGUCACAAAUACUGAACACAUCCAUCCACCUGUCAUGAGACAGGCACCAGGAAGACCCAAGAAGCUGAGGAACAAGAGCAAUGAUGAGCCAAAAAAUUCUGGUGUGCUACCAAGGCAGUUGAAGACUGUAAAAUGCACACAUUAUGGAAAGUAUGGGCAUAAUAGUAGGACAUGUAAAGGCAAAAGUGCUGCUGACAGGCAGAUUCCAAAGGGAGGAAACAAGCAGCCUAAUAAGAAGCAGAAAGCAAAUGAUGCUGAAGUUAUUCCUCAAGGGUCACAGGCUCCACAAACACAACCAUCUCAGCAGUAG
Molecule: messenger RNA, 546 nt
Organism: Vicia villosa (hairy vetch)
Lineage: Eukaryota; Viridiplantae; Streptophyta; Magnoliopsida; Fabales; Fabaceae
Exons: 2
Coding region: 1-546 (181 amino acids)
Molecular function (GO): zinc ion binding
Source: RefSeq, a predicted model, not a curated record